UACAUAGUUGGUGUGUACAUUUAUUUUGGAGGGAGGAUCGCAAAAUAUCUUAAAUUUGAUACUUUGAUUCCCCGUUUUUGGAGCUCGCAAAUCACACUAUACAUGAGAAAGUGAAGAAGGGGGAAAAGUGAAAAGCAAGACAUGGAUGAAACAGAGUUUCUGAACUCAAGCCCGACAGAGAAGAAGGGGAGGAACAAGUUUCCAUUGCUGAGGUAUGAAGAACUGCCGGAAUAUAUGAAGGAUAAUGAGUACAUCUUGAAUUACUACAGAGCUGAAUGGUCUCUUAAACACGCCUUCGUUUCCUUGUUCUUAUGCCACAAUGAAUCUCUUAAUAUCUGGACUCACGUGAUUGGAUUUGCUGCGUUUUUGGUACUCACAGUUGCAAACUUGACAAAAUUUUAUCAAGUGGCCGACUUCAUUAACCUUUCCAAAUGGGUUUUUCCAUCGGAUACGGGUACACCACCACCGCUAAUAGACACACCACGUUGGCCAUUAUUUGUCUUUUUAUGUGGUUCAAUGUUUUGCUUCGUAUCAAGUAGCUUAUGCCACCUGUUCUCUUGUCACUCACAACACCUAAACUGUCUACUGAGUCAGUUAGAUUACAUCGGAAUAGCAGUUAUGAUCAUCACCUCAUUUUUCCCUCCAAUAUAUUACCUCUUUCAAUGCGACACCAUAUGGCAAUACGUCUACCUUACAACAAUAUCCAUAAUCGGUGUUUUAGCAGUCAUUAUACUUCUUUCCCCUAAACGAACACGUGGGAAAUACCGAUUCGUUCGGACAAUAAUUUUUGUGGCAAUGGGUCUUUUUGGGGUAAUUCCUAUGAUCCAUGCUACCAUUGUCAAUUGGAACGUGCCUCAGAGGAAUAUAACUUUAGGGUUUGAAUCUGCUAUGGCUUUUUCGUAUCUGAUAGGUGCUAUGUUUUAUGCUACUCGGGUACCUGAGAAGUGGAAGCCUGGUUGGUUUGAUUUAGUUGGGCAUAGUCACCAAAUAUUUCAUGUUUUUGUUGUGAUGGGUGCAUUGGCACAUUAUAUUGUUGUAAUUAUAUUGUAUGAGUAUCGUCGACGUAACGGUUGUAACUGAUUUUAAAUAUUUGUAUUAUGCAAAAUUUCGUUAUAGCUUGUUUUAGACACAAAUUAUAUUUUUAUAUUUUUGUAUAAUCAUAAAGCAAUCAAAAAUCAAGACAUUAAUGUUUA
Messenger RNA from Lactuca sativa (garden lettuce), 1193 nucleotides. Its product is annotated as heptahelical transmembrane protein 1. Gene Ontology annotation, cellular component: membrane. Gene Ontology annotation, molecular function: signaling receptor activity. The record is from RefSeq and is a predicted model, not a curated record. Gene Ontology annotation, biological process: response to hormone. NCBI's taxonomy places the organism in Eukaryota, Viridiplantae, Streptophyta, Magnoliopsida, Asterales, Asteraceae.